GGGGGAGGGCAACCCCCCCCCCAAAGGCAGAGGCUUCGGUGGUAGUGCGAAGAUUUAUUCUGUCUGGCUGUGGAUAAAGCUUGAGCGGCACCAUGGGAGAAAAAAUGAACAAUUUCCCUCCACUUCCCAAAUUCAUUCCAUUGAAGCCGUGCUUCUACCAGGAUUUUGACGAGGAGAUCCCACCCCUACACCGAACCACAGUCAAACGUCUUUACUACCUCUGGAUGUUAAAUAGCAUCACCUUAGCAGUGAAUCUGAUCGGCUGCCUUGCAUGGAUGAUCGGAGGCGGUGGAGCCGUUAACUUUGGACUGGCAAUUCUCUGGCUUAUUCUCUUUACACCUUGCUCGUAUGUCUGCUGGUUUAGGCCUAUUUACAAAGCUUUCAAGACAGACAGCUCCUUCAGCUUCAUGGCGUUCUUCUUCACCUUCAUGGCGCAGCUGGUGAUCAGCAUCAUCCAGGCCGUCGGCAUCCCCGGCUGGGGAGUCUGCGGUUGGAUUGCAGCAAUAUCUUUCCUCGGCACCAACGUCGGUUCGGCCGUUGUGAUGCUCAUCCCCACCAUCCUCUUCACAGCCAUGUCUGUCUUCUCCUUCAUCGCCCUGAGUAUGGUGCAUAAAUUCUACCGGGGAAGUGGCGGGAGUUUCAGCAAAGCCCAAGAAGAGUGGACAACAGGUGCCUGGAAGAACCCGCACGUGCAACAGGCGGCACAAAAUGUGGCCGUCGGGGCUGCUCAAGGAUCCAUGAUGCAGCACGAAACGCAGUAUUCGGCCACCCCUAACUAUAACUACCCCAAUGAUAUGUGAGAAGUACCCCCCCAACGGCCCCCCGAUUGGUAGCUACCCCAGUGAAAUGUGAUCCGGUUAAGGCCUGAGGUGGACAGAACCAAGUGGAGCAGGAGUGUGUGUGUGUGUGUGUGUGUGAGUGUGAGUGUGUGUGUUUCCUUGUGUAUAGGGAGGGUUGGAUUCCAUUGUACAGGCGGGAUGGGAUUGUACAGUAGCUUCAUUAAUGGCGGAGGAGUGUCACAUUUUUAUUCUUCCCCCUCGACUUUCUUCCAGGAUAAUUCUCCUUGGAGAGACUUCUCUCUCUAACUCUCUCUCUCCCCCCCCCCAUUCAGAGACAUUGUGCACUGACCUGCAGGACAGUUGUGCCGUGCUGUGUUGACUGUGCGUGCGUGCGUGCUCGUAUUUUUUCUUCUUCCCCUUUUUGUGCAACAGUGUGUAGCGGUGGGUUUUCUUUGCUUCAAUUUACUGUGGUGGUGAUAGGGGAUGCGUAGAAAGAACAGCCUCAGCGAAGGGCCAGUGGAGAUCCAGGGCUGUGAGAAGGCACCCAGUCCAUGAGAGCACCUUAGUGCAAAAACGUUCAUUGGGUUCGUUCCGUCUGGGGUAUUGUAUUAUUCCGCCCGUAUAGGACAUGGCUGGCUUGCUAAGCGUUCAAAUCCUGCUCUCCCCAGAUUGGAAGGCUGCCCACCUACUCUCUUCAUUUCACACCCUCACACUCUCCAGCUACAACUUUCCUUAAUAUGGGCUAUUAUAAAACAGAAAUCCAUUUCUGAUGCAUCCACGGCAGGAAACAUCUCUCCCUAUGGAGCGGUCCUCCAUAGUCCAAAAUUAAUUGGGCACAUUCCAAACGUUCCCUUGUGAAAUCACACACACACUCAGGCAGAGGCGGCUGCCCCCCCCCGUGUCACGUGAGGCUGCCUGCUGCAGCCAUUGCCUAAAAGAGGGUCACCAUCCUGGCAACACAAGGUGUUGGGUGUCUCUGCGCAGGAGUGCCAGGAAAUGUCAAACCUGUGGCUAAGGCUUGUGGUGGGUGAACCGCUUGACAUCCUGGGAUCCUGGCCAUCAUAUUGGAGGAGUUCUUCUCGACCAUCUCAUGUAGGUAGAAAACCAGGGCUAGAGGGAGCUUGGAGUCAGGGCGUUCCCAGCAGACAGCUGUCCAGUCUCUGCUCAAAGACCUCCCGAGAGGGAGAGUUCACCAUCCCUUGUUAUUAGAUUUGUGACCCUGUCAUCUGAAAUAAUCCUGUGUGCAUUUAGCCAUUCUCCUUAUGACACACAGCAGAUCUUGAAUGGAUCCACACUUUUCCAGAAGGAACAGGCACUCCACCUUCCCAUCGGUAGAGCAGGGGUCGGGAACCAGAAGCCCUAGGCUGGAAACAGACUUCCCGGAUGGUUCCAAUCCAGCUUUCGGUUUCUUCCCUCUUUUGUCUUUGGCCAUGCCUACCACUGAAGUGCUCCCCCUCAGACAUUUGGAAUAGAAAGAGAUCCCUCAAGCUAGCUCUGUAGCCUUUUGGGGAUCGGAAUAGAGCGACGCCUUCUGUAUUCUGCCUUCCUGUGGUUUCCCAGCCUCCCCUUGUAAUCCAGUAGAGCAUCAUGAAG
Messenger RNA from Pogona vitticeps (central bearded dragon), 2372 nucleotides. The record is from RefSeq and is a predicted model, not a curated record. Lineage: Eukaryota; Metazoa; Chordata; Lepidosauria; Squamata; Agamidae.